Molecule: messenger RNA, 300 nt
Organism: Guillardia theta CCMP2712
Lineage: Eukaryota; Cryptophyceae; Pyrenomonadales; Geminigeraceae
Gene: RPS21e
Product: small subunit ribosomal protein S21e, cytoplasmic
Exons: 3
Coding region: 1-252 (83 amino acids)
Biological process (GO): translation; endonucleolytic cleavage in ITS1 to separate SSU-rRNA from 5.8S rRNA and LSU-rRNA from tricistronic rRNA transcript (SSU-rRNA, 5.8S rRNA, LSU-rRNA); endonucleolytic cleavage to generate mature 3'-end of SSU-rRNA from (SSU-rRNA, 5.8S rRNA, LSU-rRNA)
Cellular component (GO): cytosolic small ribosomal subunit; ribosome
Molecular function (GO): structural constituent of ribosome
Source: RefSeq, a predicted model, not a curated record
AUGCAGAACGCCGAGGGAACGACCGUUGAUCUUUACGUGCCACGUAAGUGCAGUGCCACCAACAGGCUCAUCCAGGCCAAGGACCAUGGCUCCGUGCAGAUUAACAUCGCUCACGUCGAUGCUAACGGCACCAACUCUGGCGCGUACACCACUGUAGCUCUCUGCGGAUUCGUCCGCCAGAAUGGAGCAGCAGACGCUGCCCUUACUCGUAUUUGGGAUGAGAAACAAAGGGGAGAGCUUCGCGGCCAAUAGACGUCUAUACUCUUUUGAAAUGCAAGAAUAAAUGAAAACAAAAGGGAA